UCCACCAUAUGAGUUGUUUCGUUUUGACUGGGAUUUAACAUUUAAGUCUGCAGGGGUUGUCUAUAUCAUAAAUAGACUUUGAAGGAUGCAAGUGGUAGAACAUAUAGACUUUAAUGCAGUUGGGGUAGUAUAGUAAUAAACUAAUGGACCAAUUAUACUUUAACAAGAGCUAUAUCUUCUUCUGUAUACAAUUUUCUACAUUCUAUUUUCUACUCUUUGUACGUUUCCAUAUAAUGAUUUGUGAAUAUUGAGGUUUAAGUAGAACAAUUUCUGCCAAUACCACUAGUAACCUUGAGAAAUGAGUGUAAGAAUUGGGGUAUUGUUUGUGCUACUAUUCAUAUUCAUACAUGUAUUGCUUACAUCAGCCCAGAAUCGAGAUAUUGUAUAUCUACAAGCUCUCAUGGAUAACUUGCAUAACACUCCACCAAAUUGGGUUGGAUCCGACCCAUGUGUGGAAAAAUGGGAUGGGAUCUCCUGCAUUGAGUCACGUGUGACAUCAAUAACCCUAUCAAGCAUUGGAUUAAGUGGUGAGUUAUCUGGAGAUAUUGGACAAUUAUCCGAAUUGCAAACACUGGAUCUGUCUUACAAUAAGGAUCUCACAGGAUCUCUUACUCCAGAUAUCGGGAGUUUAAAAAAGUUAUCAAAUUUAAUCCUGGUUGGUUGCGGUUUCAAUGGUCCACUUCCAGAAACACUUGGAUCUUUAACCCAACUAGGCUACUUGGCUUUGAAUUCAAAUGGAUUCACUGGACCAAUUCCACCAUCAAUAGGGAAACUUUCUAAACUUUAUUGGUUGGAUUUAGCUGAUAACAAGCUUAGUGGGCCCAUACCAGUGUCUAAAGGACCCACACCUGGCCUUGACCAAUUGGUCAACAUAAAACACUUGUAUGUACAAAACUACAAAAUCUCAUCCUCUUUUUUUCAUCUCUAUAACACUAAAAAAAAUAAUACAAAUAUUACAGUUUUUUUCUUUUUCUAUUUUCUUUUUCCAUUUAAUUACAGUCACUUUGGAAAGAACAAACUCUCAGGUGAAAUACCACCUCGCCUCUUCAGCUCCAAGAUGUCUCUUAAACACGUGUUAUUUGAAGAAAAUCAGUUAACAGGAACAGUUCCAUUGACACUAGGACUUGUUCAGAAUCUUGAGGUCUUACGAUUAGACAGGAAUUUGUUCAGUGGUGAAGUCCCUUCAAACAUCAACAAUCUUACAUCACUCAACCAGUUGUAUCUUUCCAACAACAACUUUGAAGGCCCAUUGCCCAAUCUCACUGGAAUGAAAAUCCUUAACUAUUUGGAUAUGAGCAAUAAUUCUUUUCAACCAUCAGAGAUUCCUCCAUGGCUUUCAUCAUUGCAAUCUCUAACAACAUUGAUGAUGCAAGAUACAGGGCUUAUAGGAGAAGUACCUGUUGACUUAUUUAGCAUUCCACAAAUCGAGACUGUGGUACUAAGAAACAACCAGCUUAAUGGAACCCUUGAUUUUGGAGAUUCUUAUAGCAACCAUUUACAUUUCAUUGAUAUGACAAAUAACUUAAUUUCUGGAUACACAGAAAGAAGCCGAUACUCUGCUGAUCUCAUACUCAUCAGCAAUCCAAUUUGUAGGGAAUCAGACACAACAGCAUCAUAUUGUGAUCUUCCCAUAGAUUCCAACUCAUCAUAUUCAACACCACAAAACAAUUGUAAUCCUGAAACUACUUGCACUUCAGAUCAAGUUUCAAGUCCAAAUUGUAAAUGUUCAUAUCCAUACACAGGAACUUUGACUUUUAGGGCUCCUUCUUUCUCCAACCUUGGAAACUCAACUAUCUAUACAUCCCUUCAGAGUUCCAUGAUGGUUUCUUUUCAAUCCAACCACCUCCCGGUUGACUCACUUUCACUGAGUCAACCCACCAAGAACUCAGACAAGUACCUUGAAAUAAACCUAGCCGUUUUCCCAUCUGGUGGUGAACGAUUCAAUAGGUCAGGGAUUUCUCAAAUAGGGUUUAUACUUAGCAAUCAAACUUAUAAACCUCCACACUCUUUUGGACCCUAUUUUUUUCUAGGCCACAACUAUGAUUUCUUUGCAGACGCAACAAAAAGAAAAGGAAAAUCAAUUGGAAUUGGAGUUACUAUUGGAGUAGUAGUGGGUGGUUGUGUUCUCGUGCUAUUACUUAUCAUUGCAGGAAUUUAUGCUUUUCGUGAGAAAGGAAGAGCGGAAAGAGCUACAAAGAAGAACUCUCCUUUUGCUUCGUGGGACCCAGAUAAAGGGGGAGGUGAUUGUCCUCAGCUAAAAGGGGCAAGAUCUUUCACAUAUGAAGAGCUUAAAACUUGCACAAAUAAUUUUGCAAUCACUGCCAACAUAGGCUCUGGUGGCUAUGGGAUGGUGUACAGAGGGACACUUCGAAAUGGGCAAUUGGUUGCUGUUAAAAGAGCUCAACUAAGGUCAACACAAGGUGGACUUGAGUUCAAAACUGAGAUUGAGCUUCUUUCAAGAGUUCAUCACAAGAAUGUUGUUGGGCUUGUUGGUUUCUGUUUUGAUGAAGGUGAACAGAUGCUUGUAUAUGAGUUUAUUGUCAAUGGUACACUCAAGGAUAGCCUUUCAGGGAGAUCUGGGAUAAGAUUGGAUUGGAUGAGAAGACUGAAAAUAAUCCUUGGAGCUGCAAGAGGUUUGCAGUAUCUUCAUGAUCUUGCUGAUCCUCCAAUCAUACACAGAGAUGUGAAGACAACAAAUAUCUUACUUGAUGAACGCCUCAAUGCCAAAGUUGCUGAUUUUGGUCUUUCAAAACCAUUAGGUGAUGCUGAUCGCACACAUGUCACCACUCAAGUCAAAGGGACAAUGGGCUACAUGGAUCCCGAAUACUACAUGACUCAACAAUUAACCGAAAAAAGCGAUGUUUACAGCUUCGGAAUCGUGAUGUUAGAGCUAAUAACCGCAAGAAAUCCAAUAGAAAAAGGUAAGUAUAUUGUGAGAGAAGUAAAAGAAGCCAUGGACAGGGAAAAAGACCUUUAUAACCUCCGUGAGGUACUUGACCCGAUCAUCGGUUUGACCCAUGAGCUACAAGGGUUGGAAAGAUUUGUGGAUAUCGCGUUGAGGUGUGUGGAAGAUACCGGAAAUCAAAGGCCAAGAAUGAAUGAAGUUGUGAAAGAGAUUGAGAGUAUUAUGGAACUCGCGGGUUUUAAUCCGAAUGCUGAGUCAGCAUCGGCUUCCGAAAGUUAUGAAGGGAAAAGUAAGGGGAGUGGGCAUCCUUAUUUGAAUGAAAGCCUUUUUUCGUAUAGUGGAGGUCUUUUGGAUUCAAAUUUGGAGGCUAAAUAAUGGUGUUAUGGUAUGUUAUGAAUUCGGCUUAUUUGUGUAGCGUGUUUGAUGGUGAUCGCGUGUAAAUUGUUUUUGAAAUCAUGAAUGUGAAAAAUCAUGUGUGAUUAGUGCAA
Lactuca sativa (garden lettuce) is the source of this 3393-nucleotide messenger RNA. RefSeq names its product leucine-rich repeat receptor protein kinase HPCA1. NCBI's taxonomy places the organism in Eukaryota, Viridiplantae, Streptophyta, Magnoliopsida, Asterales, Asteraceae. The record is from RefSeq and is a predicted model, not a curated record. Gene Ontology annotation, biological process: protein phosphorylation. Gene Ontology annotation, molecular function: protein binding; ATP binding; protein kinase activity.